Molecule: messenger RNA, 20299 nt
Organism: Coregonus sp. 'balchen'
Lineage: Eukaryota; Metazoa; Chordata; Actinopteri; Salmoniformes; Salmonidae
Source: the annotation of a GenBank genome assembly
UUGUUUAGAAGGGAAUAUGACGGCGGUGGACGGGCUAACAGACAGCACAGAGGGGGUGGAGAUGGAGGACGUCCCGUCUCAGUUCUACGUGGAGAAGCACUCGUGGGGCGGCCUGCGUGACAUCAUCCACAGCAGCAGGAAGUACUCAGGAAUGAUCGCCAACAAAGCGCCCCAUGACUUCCAGUUUGUGCAGAAAAACGAUGAGUCAGGCCCCUACUCCCAUCGACUGUACUACCUCGGUGAGCCCAGGCCAUUUGCCACUGAUGAUCGUCACACUUUAGUUCCCUCAGUGCUUCAUUGAGUUACGCACAUUUCUCAAGUUACGACACUGUUUUGGAAGUUGUACCUUGGCCACUUAACUCAUUUUCACUUCCGCCGUCUCUCUCUAUCGAUCAGGAAUGCCUUAUGGAAGUAGAGAGAACUCACUGCUCUACUCUGAAAUUCCCAAGAAGAUCCGGAAAGGGGCCCUCUUGGUGUUGUCGUGGAAACAGAUGCUGGAUCACUUCCAGGUGAAUAUCCGUUAUAUCAUCUGCGCUUCACUGAAACCUAAUGACAUCCAAACCUGGUACCAAGAGAUUGUACUAAAUAUUAUACCCAAGGGAAUCCUAAUAAAAUAUACUACAGUUAUUAUCCUCAUAAGAUAAAGAUCUCAAGCUUUACAACUUGCAGCCUCACCUUAACAGUAAAGGUGAGAAUGUCCUCCCCAAUGGCAGAUUUCUGGUACAUGAAAUGUGGUCAGCACAGUCCAGAGCAGUGAGUUUCCCCUGCAGCCUCAGGCCAGUCCAGUGUAGCAAUAGCUGCAUCCGUCUGAUACCAAGGGGUGUUGUCCUGGAUGUAGGAUGAGAUGUUCCAUCAUGGGUGACAGAAGCCCCCACAACAACACCGCGAUCUGCCACAACUGCAUCAGAGGCAGUCACUGGCUCAGUUUGCAUAUCAGUCCGUGUCCAGCUGAGCUCCACUCCAGUCCGGUUGCACAGGUCAUUGAGGUCCGGCCAGUCUGACCAGACUCCAAAGCCUGCAGCACGAGUGUCCAAUUUUCCAUUGGCCUUCCUCCUGAAGCCCAGGAUGUUGUCCUGGCCAGUGGAACCUUCCUCCUCUGUAGCCACAGAAGGAGCGAAGCUCUGGCUAACUCCUUGUCACAUUGUCACUGUUGAGCAUGUUCAACAGGUGAGUCAGUCUGGUAGCAGUGUAAAUGGACCCGUAAGUAAGCAUUUCACUUUUAGUCUACACCUGUUGUCUACGAAGCAUGUGACAAAUACAAUUUUAUGAGAAAAAAAUAUUCAAUUUUAUUUGGAACGGCAAGCCAGACAAAAUUUAAAAGGGCAUAUUUAUAUAAUGAAUAUGAAUUCGGAGGACAGAAAUUAUUAAAUAUUAAAGCAUUAGACCUAUCACUAAAAGCUUCAGUCAUACAAAAGUUAUACUUAAAUCCGAACUGGUUCUCAAGCAAAUUAGUAAGAUUGUCUCACCCAAUGUUCAAGAAAGGCCUUUUUCCCUUUAUUCAGAUUACAACCUCUCACUUUCAGUUAUUUGAAAAGGAAAUAAUCUCCCAAAUAUCACUAUUUCUAAAACAAGCCAUAGAAAGUUGGUUGCAAUUUCAAUUUAAUCCUCCAGAAACGACAGAACAAAUAAUGCAACAAAUAUUGUGGUUAAAUUCAAAUAUACUAAUUGACAAAAAACCUUUAUUUUUUGACAGAAUGUUUAAAAAAGGUAUAAUCUUCGUAAAUGAUAUCAUCGGUAGGACUGGUGGAGUUAUGUCGCACAUGCAGCUAACAAAAACAUAUGGAAAUGUCUGCUCUACCCAAAAUUACAACCAAAUAAUUGCAGCCUUACCGCAAAAGUGGUAGAGGAAAGUGGAAGGGGGAGAAAGUAAAGAACUACAAUUUGAGGUAUGGGACCAAAACAGCUGUGAAGUUUAACCUCGCGCUUUAAAGCUCUUAGUUUUUGCGGAAAUUGACCCACAAUGCUGUUUACUUUGUGCACCUACGUUAUAUCGCUGAGUCUACCUUUUAGAUAAUUAUGAUGACAGCAAAAUUACUUUUCCCUCACUACCAGGCCACGCCGCACCAGGGGGCCUAUUCCCGGGAAGAGGAGCUCCUUAGGGAGCGGAAGCGCCUGGGAGCGUUUGGGAUCACUUCCUAUGACUACAACACCCAGACCGGCCUGUUCCUCUUCCAGGCCAGCAACAGCCUCUUCUAUUGCCAGGACGGGGGCAACAAUGGCUUCAUCGUGAGUCUUACCCCGUUAUCGUCAAUUGCAUGAACUUAUAAAGCCUUUCCUACAUCUACAAUUGCCACUAAGUGCGUUACACUAACUUUGAUUAUUAGCUGCGUCAUUUAAUGUAAUUUUAACAUCAUAUAGUUGGGACGAGCAUUAGUGCAUGAACUGCACAGCACCCAACGCCACAGCAAUGAAUGGCUGUUGCUGUGUGUAUGGUUGUGUGUUCAGGGUUGUAUUCAUUAAGGCACACUGUAGAAAAAAACAUUUUUCAAUGGAAAAACGAAAACAAGCAGUUCUAUUGGACAAGUUGAGGUCAUCCCUGUUUCAGUCUGUUUUGUUCAGUUUGGUGCCUAAUGAAUACGACCCUGUACACUAAGAGUGUGUUUCCUGGUUUAAAAGCAGUCUGCGCCCAUGAAGCCAGUGGAGAUUAAGACACAGUGCUCAGGGACCCGCAUGGACCCCAAGAUCUCCCCAGGAGAGCCCAACAUCAUUGCUUUCAUCAACAACAACGACCUGUGGCUGGCUAACAUUAAGUCUGGGGAGGAGAGGAGACUCACCUUCUGUCACAAAGGUCAGAGGGGUCAGGGACUUUUGGAAGUUUGUGUACUGUAGUUGUAUGGAAUUGUAUACACUCUCAAUGCCAUGUUGCUGACACUGCAUGUAUUUCAUGAAAUGAAUGAAUCCCCUCCCUGGGUCAGGUCUGGAUAAUGUGAAGGAGGACCCCAAGUCUGCGGGCGUGGCCACGUUUGUGAUCCAGGAGGAGUUUGACCGCUUCACUGGCUACUGGUGGAGUCCCUUAGCCGUAGAGGGUGAGUAGGCAGGGUCACCAUCUAUCACUCCCUCCUUAUGACUAGAGAAGGACCCAUGUUCAUGUGAGAAAUUGGACUUCUUCUUUAAUCAAACAGUCAGUCAGUCAUGCUUUGAUGAACGUCGUACAGGCUUUAACUUGCCCCAGACACUGUCAUCAUGAAGCUAGGUCUGUCAUUAAUGCUAGCUGUAUCUGUAUGCAUUUCCAAGAGCAUGUAAUCAGUUCUGUCUGUCUAACCUACUCUUCUCCUCUGUUAGACUCUGAUGGGGGGAAAACCCUGCACCUGCUGUAUGAAGAGGUGGAUGAGACUGAGGUAGAGAUCAUUCAUGUUCCCUCUCCAGCCCUGGAGGAGCGGAAGGCCGACGCCUACAGAUACCCCCGCACAGGUGAGUCCCUCUGGUGCUGGUUUAGUCUCCAUGGCGCUGGUUUAGUCCCCAUGGUGCUGGUUGAGGCCCCCUGGCGCUGCAUUGUAUGUAAAUGUAGUGACAUAUUUUGCCUGAUGACUCAAACUGAAUUAUUCUGCUGCUCUAUGGUUUGUGGAGGCGUCAAAAUGAGGGGUGUUGUACAAAACAAAGUCAUCAGUGAUUGGAUCAUCUCUAACCAAUCAGAGUAUCAAAGCCAAUUACGUAUUUUCAAAACGUCGCUUUACCCACGUGUGUUCUGGCUCUGGCCCAACCCAUCGGUUUCUGGGACCAAUCAGAACGUCAGGAAUGGGUUUGCGUUCUAGAAAUCGCCGGGGAGGUACUCCGACACAGACUCAUUGUGGAGAAGAAACUAACAUCCGUGGUCGGGGCGUAGCAUUUGGCCAGAGCAAGGAGUUUGGGUAGCCAGGCAAUCAUACAGUAUUAGCAAUUACCUAAUAAAUUCAUUUCAAGAGUAGACCACUAUAAUUAUUUUUUUCUUUUCUUUUUCUAGGCAGUAAAAAUCCUCAAACCACCCUGAAACUGGCUCAGAUAAAGACUGACAAACAAGGCCAAGUAAGUGGCAGCUGCUUUUGAGUUCUCUCUUUUAAUUAUCUUAUUUUGCUCUCACUGUAGUGUGUUCACGAGGAGACUGAUGUGUGUGUGUGUGUGUGUGUGUGUGUGUGCGUGUCUCCAGAUCGUGAGCACACAAGACAAGGAGCUGGUUCUCCCCUUCACCUCCCUGUUCCCUGGGACGGAGUACAUCUCCCGCGCAGGAUGGACGACUGAUGGCAAAUAGUGAGUGUUACGACAUAAUGUUUCCCCAGGAAACACUGCUUUUGACAUCUCUCUGAUGCUGUUUGGCUUACAUUGGUGAUGGUUAGGGCUGGGGGACGGGAAAAGUUGUCCCCCAAUUCCGCAGAAAGCUUAGUUGAUUAAUUAAAUCAGUUGUGUUAGUGUUGAGCUCAAACACAAGCCUGCCUACUCGGUAGCGCUCUAGGACCAGGUUUGGUGUCCUCUGAGCUAACAGAAAGGACAAGGCAUUAGUGUACUGUGUAUAAAUGAUCCAGUCAGUAAGGGAAUGUGUGUUUCUGUCUCCCCCCAGUGGUUGGGCCGUGCUGCUGGACCGCAGUCAGAGGAGGCUCCAGCUGGUGCUGCUGCCCCCGGCCCUCUUCAUCCCCGUCACAGACGACCCGGCCCAGAGGCAGAAGAACCUGGAGGCUGUGCCCGUGGACGUCCACCCCUACAUCGUCUAUGAGGAGACCACCGACAUCUGGAUCAAUGUGAGAUAGCCAUGGGCCAGGGAAGGGGGCCAAUGGUGGGGAUAAUAUUCAGGGGGUGGAACUUCUCUUUGGGGGGGUGCUACACUGGGCACAUCUGGGUCAUGUUUACUAAGCAUGAACAGUAAAACUAUCUGAUAGUUAUUUGAAGGGCUAUAUAUUGACAGUGUGAGGGUGUAUGUAUGUUGACAUACAGUGCCUUCGGAAAGUAUUCAGACCCCUUGACUUUUUCCACAUUUUGUUACAUUACAGCCUAAUUCUAAAAUUGAUUACAUUGUUUCCCCCCCCCUCAUCAAUCUACACACAAUAUCCCAUAAUGACAAAGCAAAAACAGGUUGUUAGAAAUCUUUGCUAAUUUAUAAAAUAAAAAGGGAAAUAUUACAUUUACAUAAGUAUUCAGACCCUUUACUCAGUCCUUUGUUGAAGCACCUUUGGCAGCGAUUUACAGCAUCGGUCUUCUUGGGUAUGACGCUACAAGCUUGGCACACUGCGCUGUCUUGGCUGUGUGCUUCGGGUCCUGUUGGAAGGUGAACCUUCGCCCCAGUCUGAGGUCCUGAGCGCUCUGGAGCAGGUUUUCAUCAAGGAUCUCUCUGUACUUUGCUCCGUUCAUCUUUGCCUCGAUCCUGACUAGUCUCCCUGCCGCUGAAGAACAUCCCCACAGCAUGAUGCUACCACCACCAUGUGUCACCGUAGGGAUGGUGCCUGGUUUCCUCCAGAUGUGACGUUUGGCGUUCAGGCCAAAGAAUCUUGUUUCUCAUGGUCUGAGAGUCUGUCAUGUGCCUUUUACUGAGGAGUGGCUUCCAUCUGGCCACUCUACCAUAAAGGCCUGAUUGAUGGAGUGCUGCAGAGAUGGUUGUCCUUCUGGAAGUUUCUCCCAUCUCCACAGAGGAACUCUAGAGCUCUGUCAGUGACCAUCGGUGGUCUUGGUCACCUCCCUGACCAAGGCCCUUCUCCCCCGAUUGCUCAGUUUGGCCGGGCGGCCAGCUCUAGAAAGAGCCUUGGUGGUUCCAAACUUCUUCCAUUUUAAGAAUGAUGGAGGCCACUGUGUUCUUUGGAACCUCCAAUGCUGCAGAAAUGUUUUGGUACCCUUCCCGAGAUCUGUGCCUUGACACAAUCCUGUCUCGGAGCUCUACGGACAAUUCCUUCGACCUUAUGGCUUGGUUUUUGCUCUGACAUGCACUGUCAACUGUGGGACCUUUAUAUAGACAGGUGUGUGCCUUUCCAAAUCAUGUCCAAUCAAUUGAAUUUACCACAGGUGGACUCCUAUCAAGUUGUAGAAACAUCUCAAGAAUGAUCAAUGGACACAGGAUGCACCUGAGCUCAAUUUUGAGUCUCAUAGCAAAGGGUUUGAAUACUUAUGUAAAUAAGGUAUUUCUUUGUAUUAUUCUUAAUACAUUUGCUAAAAUUUCUACAAAACUUUCACUUUGUAAUUAUGGGGCAUUGUGUGUAGAUUGCUGAUGAUUUUUAUUUAUUUAAUCCAUUUUAGAAUAAGGCUGUAACGUAACAAAAUGUGGAUAAAGUCAAAGGGUCUGAAUACUUUCCGAAGGCACUGUAUGUAUUUGCAUGGAAGAAUCGGGCCACAACAAACUAACAACUAUGUUUUUCUGUUGUCCACAGGUUCAUGAUAUUUUCUAUCCAUUCGUUCAAACGUCAGAGGAUGAGUUCUCUUUCAUAUGGGUGAAUGAAUCCAAAACGGGCUUCAGCCAUCUGUAUAAAAACACAUCAACAUUGCAACCAGGCUGCUACCAAUGGUCAGGAAACUACGAACACACAGAGGGUAAGACAUUAGAAUAGAGAGUUAAAAACAAUAUACAACCUAGCCCAGAUCUGUGUGUGCUGUCUGGCCAAUUCCAUUGCUGUCAUUAACCAGGUUUUCCAUAAUAAAACUCAUGUCAGGCCUGAUGGAAACAGCAAAUGUGCAAAAUCCCGACCCAAAAAAAUAAGCUUGAGAAGGCGGAAUAAGUUUGGUUAAAUAGAUUAUGUGACAAUUGCGGAUGAAACACAGUUAUGCACAACUUUUGAUAUAAUAACCAGUAAGAGUCACUCGAUGAUAUGUUACAUUGUAGCCUACUACCACCAGCAUAGGUAGAUGAAAUCAGUUAUGAUGUACUUCACACGGUGAUGAGCUUUAUGCAAAUGUCCAAUAAAUAUAGAGCAGUGGUACUCAACACUUAAGCUACGAGGUCCGGAGCCUGCUGGUUUUCUGUUCUACCUGAUAAUGAAUUGCACACAUGUGGUGUCCCAGGUCUAAAUCAGUCCCUGAUUUAGAGGGGAACAAUGAAAAAAUGCAGUGGAACUGGCUUUGAGGUCCAGAGUUGAGUUUGAGGGAUAUAGAGGGUAUUAUUUGAAUUCUGGUGACAUGCCAUUAUCAAAUUAAAUGUUUUCUCACUUAUCUAUGAUCUCAUCGUAUAACCUACCCUGUGCACUUUCAGUGAACUGUUGUCUAGAGUGCAUGUGCCAAAACCAGAUGGAGCAAGUUUGUUAUUUAUCACAACAGGUUUUGUGACAAAACCAUUGUUAAACUUGAAAAUGCGUGGUGCAUGGAAAUGGAAGCUCAAAAGGGCUUUUUUAUGAGCACUGCAUCAUCACGCACACGCCUUUUUAUCCGUCAGCUUGAUGGAAACACCUCUGAGGACGUUUGAAUAUUCACAUGACAAUCUGUUGCAAGUUGGAUGGAAACCUAUCUAUUGUCAUGUUUUGUGUGAUGGCACAAACAGAUCUGGGACUCAGGCGUUUUCCUUCCUUCCUUGACCUAAUCACUGAUCUGUAUGUGUCGCGAUUUAAUGAAGGCGAGAAUGUAAAUCUGGCCAAUGUAAUAAAAGACGUCAAAAUAGCUUCUCUAAUCUCUAUGGUAUUUUCCUCUGUAGGAGACUUUAAAUGUGCAAUCAAGGAGGAGGUGACUCUGACCAGUGGGGAGUGGGAGGUUUUGGCCAAGCAUGGCUCCAAGGUAGGACCUUCCGUCAAUCAGAUUAAAACCCUUAUUGUCACAGUGCAUUAUAAAAUAUCUUUAUAAUGGACUUUUGUUUGUGCCCACGUUAUUGUAAGUUUAUAAUGCACGUUCUGCCAUCAAUAUAAAUCUCUUCUGUGAUCUCGCUCUCUCUCUCUCUCUCUCUAGAUCUGGGUGAAUGAGGCCUCUAAGCUGGUGUACUUCCAGGGCACUAGAGACACUCCUCUGGAGCACCACCUCUAUGUGGUCAGCUAUGAGUCCCCAGGAGAUGUGGUCAGACUCACCAAGCCUGGCUUCUCCCACAGCUGCUCCGUCAGCAAGGUCGGGACUCACUCAACAAAUAUGAUUUAUCUAACCUUAAACAGGGUAGGAAGUAUACGUUGACUCUUUGGGAUGUCCUAACAGUAUUAGGCUAGAUGAGCGUUUUAUUUUGUAACACUUAUGGGGGUGCCUGGCAUGCAGGGACCCCCCUCUGGCACCCCUGUAAUUCCAACUCUUACCCCAAAAUGUAUUCUUGAAAUCGGGCUACAGGGAUUGAUUGAAUAGAGCCCUCUGUCACCUGUCAUUGCAUUCACAAGCUCUUAUAAAUAUAAAACAAAUUGGUCAUUUAGCAGACGCUCUUAUCCAGAGCAACUUACAGGAGCAAUUAGGGUUAAGUGCCGUGUUCAAGGCCACAUCGACAGAUUUUUCACCUAGUCGGCUCGGGGAUUAGAACCAGCGACCUUUCGGUUACUGGCACAACGCUCUUAACCACUAAGCUACCUGCCGCCUCUUCUGUGGCCAUCUUGCCAAACAACACGGCUGCAGUAGGUAGUACCAACAAACACUGUAACAUCCUGCCACUGACCUCAGUUAGACACACUGCACUCAAUCAUCCUCUCCCCACGCUACAUGAGACCACACCACAUAUGUACCUUAGGGAGGUACAGCUGAUCUCUUACCUAUGAGAAGCCUGGAUACAUCAGGGAGUGUUGUGGAACUCUGCCCGUGUCAUGCUGUGUAACCAUCUGGUUAGUCAGCGUCACUGUGUGUCUGUGUGAGAGGAUAUUGAUGGAUGCUACUACAAUGUAAGGGAUUUGCCCUGGCCGUCGAACAGAUUGGGCAGAGUAGACAUUGCUGUAUAGUUGGUUGUAUGGCCUGUUGUGUGGGCAUCUGGACCCUCUGUGAUGUGGAGUUAUCCAGGGAGGUGGUUCUAAACCUGAUGGUCUCAGAUCUGUUGUGAUUUUUCAGAUGUACCUCUGACAUUGUAAAGUGAGAGACAAAGCUGGCAUGAAAUCAGGGCCCAGUGACAUUCUGUCUCCGAUGUGAAGAUUAAUUCACAGCUUUUCAUCUCUCUUUGUCUCCUUCUCUCACUCCUUCUUAUCACUGUAUCUCCCCUCUUCCUUUUUCACUGUAUCCCCCCUUUCUAUUGCUCUCUCUUGUACUCUACUCCCUGUCUUUUUCUCUCUCCCCAGGACUUUGACAUGUUUGUCAGCCACUACAGUAGCGUGAGCACUCCCCCCUGCCUCCACAUCUACAAGCUGACUGGCCCAGAGGGAGACCCUCUCCACAUGGUGCCGGAGUUCUGGGCCAGCAUGAUGGAAGCCCCAGGUAAGGAAGAGAGGAGGCUUUAUGCCCCAUUCCAAUAGCUCAUAAGGAAUUUAUACAUUAUAUUCUUCAAGAAUAAAUGGGUAUAUAUCAUUACUUUAAAAGUCCAAAAAUUGAUGUAGCAAUCGCAGAUUACCCUUUUAAAGACGUAUCCUUCCUUCCUUGAGGCAAUCACUGUACAGGUGUAAACUGUACCAUGGGACUCUGAGUUACUCAUGACCAGGGCCCGGUUUCCCGAUAGCGAUGGAAUUUAGGCUUACGAGUGUUUUUAAUGAUGCAUCUUUCCUACAACAGCCGAGAUGUAGCAUGCGUUUCCCAAAACACCACGCAGAGAGAACAUUUGCUAAGUGCGUCGAUGAGGCAUUUGUCGAAACUGAUAGGAUCGAGAAAGGCAGCGCUGCUCUCUGAUCAGCGUCCUCCCUUUCCAAUCUUACCUUAACAUUAGAAAUAUUCCACAAUACUGAAGAGGGAUCAGCUCCUAGAGAGAUAUUAUCACCUAUGGCUACAAAUAUUGAAUGCUUACACUAUAAUAAUGCACUAAAUCAAGAUGUGGCACAUCAUUGCUGACAUCACACAUCAGGAAAUAUAUUGAGGCAAAAAUGACAGACAGUAGCGUACAAAUAGCUAAAUAAAACUCAAUUGAAUUAAGUAACAUUCAAAUAUACAGUGCAUUCGGAAAGUAUUCAGACCCCUUGACUUUUCACAAAUGUUACGUUACAGCCUUAUUCUAAAAUGGAUUUUAAAAUUGUUUUCCUUGUCAAUCUACACACAAUACCCCAUAAUGACAAAGCAAAAAAUGUUUUAUAGAAAUGUUUGCGUACUUAGCUGUUCUACGAGUGGUCUGAGGGAGUCGUUAAAUAACAAGUGUUUUCAAGAGCAACUUUAGUAACGAUGGUUUCGGGAAACAGCUCAGAUUUAACGAUGUUCCUACGAAGGUUCUAACGAUGAACGUAGCCUUAAGAUGCUUUUGGGAAACCGGGCCCUGUUGUGUAAGAUCCGUGAUUACUUCGAGGAGGAAUGGAGUAAAUCAAUGCUGCCGAAAAAACACACAGUAAGACAAUAUAAUACUUUGAUUUUAGACUGCCCUUUACUUAAUCACUUCUCGGAGUUACCCAUCCCAUAUGACUCACUAUUUCUCAGUAUUGCACUGCUUUAUAAGCCAAGUAUAUUACAACAUCAUUAAAAGUGAGGUCAUUGGCCAGGGUGUUUCAUAGUGACUUUUGCACCAUAGGGAAACCAAGCUAAAUCCAGAGCUUAUUAAAUAAUCACAUUGAUCUAUUUUGGAGUAAGAUUUUGUACAUAAUUAAGAGAUUCGUAUCGGCUAAGUGAAAAGUCAGAGCAAGUGUGAAGGCCGGCUAUCUUAGUAUUUUAGGAACAAAACAAUCAAUCGAGAACUACCCCCCUCCAACCCUGUUCCUGGAGAGCUACUGUCCUGUAGGUUUUCACUCCAACCCUGUUCCUGGAGAGCUACUGUCCUGUAGGUUUUCACUCCAACCCUGUUCCUGGAGAGCUACCGUCCUGUAGGUUUUCACUCCAACCCUGUUCCUGGAGAGCUACUGUCCUGUAGGUUUUCACUCCAACCCUCAUGUAGUGAUGAAUAAUUAGCUGGUUGAUAAGCUGAAUCCGGUCAGUUACAACAUGGUUGGAGGGAAAACCGACAGGGUAGCUCUACAGAACCAGGGUUGGAGAACCCUGAUCUAGAAAUAUAAAGUUGAGGCUGAGCAUUUAUUAUUUCAAGGCAGUGGCGUCAUCAGGAUUGUUUCAUUGCGUUAACUAAUCAUUCGUUUGGUCGUAGCUUAGGGGUAGCUUGAUCAUUGUGUGGGGAUGGUGACGAGGUAGUCAUGUUUUAACAUUUGGAAUUAUUAGUCAUGUGAGCAAUUUAAUGUAAAUGAAUGUUCUAUGAAGCAUUUGUUUUUCUAUAUGUAUCUUUGUGUGUAUUCAAGGUUGCCCAGCAGACUAUAAAUCUCCAGAAAUCUUUGACUUCCCGGGAAAGUCAGGCUUCCAGCUCUAUGGAAUGGUGUACAAGCCUCACAACCUCCAGCCUGGCAAGAAGCAUCCCACAGUCCUCUUUGUCUACGGUGGCCCGCAGGUUUGUGGCUUCUCUCAGACGUUACAAUUUUCUUAUUAGAUCAGGAAUUCCUUAUAGAAAUCCAGUCAGAUCUGUGAGCACCAAAGGGGGAAGGAGUCACGGACGACUAGUAAAGCUGCAUAAGACAAAGACAUGUUUACCCAAGCACAUAUGCACUACCAGUCAAAAGUUUGGACACACCUACUCAUUCAAGGGUUUUUCUUUAUUUUUACUAUUUUUUACACUGUAGAAUAAUAGUGAAGACAUCAAAACUAUGAAAUAACACAUAUGGAAUGAAGGAACCAAAAAAGUGUUAAACAAAUAAAAAUAUAUGUUAUAUUUGAGAUUCUUCAAAUAGCCACCCUUUGCCUUGAUGACAGCUUUGCACACUCUUGGCAUUCUCUCAACCAGCUUCAUGAGGUAGUCACCUGGAAUGCAUUUCAAUUAACAGGUGUGCCUUCUUAAAAGUUAAUUUGUGGAAUGUCUUAAUGCGUUUGAGCCAAUCAGUUGUGUUGUGACAAGGUAGGGGGGGGUAUACAGAAGAUAGCCCUAUUUGGUAAAAGACCAAGUCCAUAUUACGGCAAGAACAGCUCAACUAAGCAAAGAGAAACUACAGUCCAUCAUUACUUUAAGACAUGAAGGUCAGUCAAUACGGAACAUUUCAAGAACUUUGAACGUUUCUUCAAGUGCAGUCGCAAAAACCAUCUAGCGCUAUGAUGAAACUGGCUCUCAUGAGGACCACCACAGGAAUGGAAGACCCAUAGUUACCUCUGUUCAUUAGCGUUACCAGCCUCAGAAAUUGCAGCCCAAAUAAAUGCUUCACAGAAUUCAAGUCACAGACACAUCUCAACAUCAAUUAUUCAGAGGGGACUGUGUGAAUCAUGCCUUCAUGAUCGAAUUGCUGCAAAUAAACCACUACUAAAGGACACCAAUAAGAAGAGACCUGCUUGGGCCAAGGAACACGAGCAAUGGACAUUAGACCGGUGGAAAUGUGUCCUUUGGUCUGGAGUCCAAAUUUGAGAUAUUUGGUUCCAACCGCCGUGUCUUUGUGAGACGCGGUGUGGGUGAACGGAUGAUCUCCGCAUGUUUAGUUCCCACCGUAAGGCAUGGAGGAGGAGGUGUUAUGGUGUGGGGGUGCUUUGCUGGUGACACUGUCUGUGAUUUAUUUGUGGAAUUUCUUAAUGCGUUUGAGCCAACAAGUGCUAAGCAUAUGUGGGAACUCCUUCAAGACUGUUGUAAAAGCAUUCCAGGUGAAGCUGGUUGAGAGAAUGCCAAGCAUAUGCAAAAAACCCUUGACUGAGUAGGUGUGUCCAAACAUUUGACUGAUACUGUUUUUAUACUUUCCUCCUAUGCUGAGUCUCCUCCUUGCACAUCUGGACAGUCAAUACAUCUCUGUUGCUAGACAGGACUGAUGCCUGUUCUUUCUCACUUCAUCUGACCUAACCUCGGUCCAAAUUCCUCACUCCUCCCCAACUCACGUCUGUCCUACCUUAUCUGUUGACUGGAACCAGACUGUGACCCUUCUCCUCUCCAUAGGAUACCUCAGAUUUAACAAGAACAUGUUCUUCCUGCACUCCCCUUUUAUCAUUCAGUAGAUUUCCAUACCCUCAGUUCUAAUAUGGUAACAUGAAUAAGGAUAUUUCAUAUUUAAAGUUUUAAAGUUAGUACCCAACACAGGUUAGGAGAACUUAUGCAGCAGGUUAGGAUAAUUUUAAAGUAGCAUGUUAGGAGUAUUAGGUUAGGGUUAGCUCACAAUUUUGAUGUACAUUUGACAAAAGAUGGAUCCCAUCUAGACAUGACCAGGAGCCAGGGGCUGAAAUGGACUUGUCCUUAAUGUCCUUUAUGACCUGUUUUGUAACUAGUAAUCAUAGCCAAUAUUUUCCAGUCAUAGCCAAUACUUUCCUUGGAAAUAGCCAUACCAAGCUCUGUCAUCUUGUUGUUUUUCACGUAAAGUAGCAAGACAAUGCUGAAGUCCUGUGGUCUCUAUAGAGCUGACUCUAUAGGGCUGACCCAAACCUUACUGUGAUGUCUAAAAUAUAUAUAUAUUUUUACAUUCUCCUUUCCGGCAUGGUUCGAACAACUGUGGUGUAUGCGUAAUCAGGCCAGCCCAGUACAGCUCUGCUCGGCUCAGCUCUGCUAGGCUUGGCUCAGUGGUGUGAAAAGGGUAUGUGUGUGUCCACAGGUCCAGUUGGUGAAUAACUCCUUCAAGGGGAUGAAGUACCUGCGUCUCAACACCCUCGCCUCUCUGGGAUACGUUGUGGUGGUCAUCGAUGGGAGGGGCUCCUGUCAGAGAGGCCUGAAGUUUGAAGGGGCUCUGAAAAACAAAAUGGUAGAAAGCCACUAUUUCCCUUCCAACCCAUAUCUUGUUUUUUGUUUAUAAAUGGUUUCAAUACAAAUUGUUCCAUCUUUUUGUGAUUAAGCAUUAAAGCUGGAAUCUUUAAUGAUGAAACUGCCACGUACGUUUACGAUAUUACAACAACAAGGAAGUUAGUGCAAACAACUAACACAGUUUUUCCCCCUCGGACGUCAUCGCACGCAUGAUAGAAGAGCACAAUAUGUACUGCCAUUUGUUUUACCCUGCUGCACGACGCUCCUCAGCUCGGCAACAAAACAAUAACGGUGGUAGGGUGUCCAGUGGCUCUGUUUCCCCAUGCUGUGGAUUCAAUCUUUAAGCUACCUGUGUUCUGCUGUAGAUACAGCAAUGGCAAAUUGUACUGUGCCAACAAAGGCUGUUCUUGCUGUGCAGGUUCAUUAAAACGCAUUGGAUCACCAUAUAGCGUGUGCAGGGACCCUUUUUUUCGUUAAUAAUACUUCAUUAAUUAAUGGAACAGCACCUGUGUGACUAUCUCUCACACAUCUUUGAUCUUUGAUCUAGACCAGGUGCUCUUUAACUUUUUCUGCUUGAGACCCAAAUGAGAAAUUGACCGUCCUCCCGUGACCCAAAUUAAGAAGAAAAUGUGUGAAAUUUACCCAUCUGGGCAUGUGGGUGUGUCACUGUGACCAAUGCCCUCCUCUCUCUCUGUGUUUUACCAGCGCCAGGUGGAGACUAAUGCCCUCCUCUCUCUCUGUGUUACUAGGGCCAGGUGGAGAUUGAGGACCAGGUGGAGGGGCUUCAGUACGUGUCAGAGAGGUUCAACUUUGUGGACCUGAGUCGCGUGGCCAUCCACGGCUGGUCCUACGGAGGCUUUCUCUCCCUCAUGGGCCUCAUCCAGAGACCCAACGUCUUCAAGGUGAGACGCACUACAGUAAAACACACAAUUCCAUUCCCCUAUCCCAAUUCACUUGAUGAUCUGAGUAGAUUAGAUGGGUAUAAGUAAUAUGAUAAUAGCUCCACAUUACCCUCCGAUUGGCUAGGGGGAAUUUUCCCAUAUUGCUUACACCUAUUUAAACAUUUUAGAUUUACAGGAGUGGCUAGGGUAGGGAUAGCUGCCAGGCGAUUUGGGAUUCCAAAGAGACUUCAUUGGACUAGAACUAUCUUGGAUUGCGUUUUAUUCCAGAAAGUUUAAUCCCAUCCCAUCUCAUUUACAAUGCAGAUUAGACUGCAUUUAGUUGAUUAUAGAUUGGCCUAUUGGUGAGGAUAGGUUUGAUUAUUUGAAGCUCAUCAAAUACGACAUUCUGUAUGGAUGUAGUUUUCCCAUUAGGCCUCAUGGUGUCGCUGUUGGGUCACAUGUCAUUCCACACUGCAGUUCUCAAAGUGCCUGUCAUUAGUUGUACACAGCACACUGGCAAAGAUCAACAAGUGUUUAAAAAAAACAUAUUUGGAGCAAAUUAGGGUUGAGUGUCAUGCUCAAGGGCACAUGGACAGAUUUUUUUGUUGUUGCCCUUGUCAGCUCCGGUAUUCAAACCAUCAACCUUUCAGUUACUGGCCCAAUGUUCUAACUGCUACGCUAUACCUGUAUAUCUCUCACCAGCAUAUAUACCUGUAUAUCUCUCACCAGCAUAUAUACCUGUAUAUCUCUCACCAGCAUAGAUACCUAUAUAUCUCUCACCAGCAUAUAUACCUGUAUAUCUCUCACCAGCAUAUAUACCUGUAUAUCGCUCACCAGCAUAUAUACCUGUAUAUCGCUCACCAGCAUGUAUACCUGUAUAUCGCUCACCAGCAUAUAUCAGCAUAUACAAUUGAAGUCGGAAGCUUACAUACACCUUAGCCAAAUACAUUUAAACUCAGUUUUUCACAAUUGCUGACAUUUAAUCCUAGUAAAAAUUCCCUGUUUUAGGUCAGUUAGGAUCACCACUUUAUUUUAAGAUUGUGAAAUGUCAGAAUAAUAGUAGAGAGAAUGAUUUAUUUCAGCUUUUAUUUCUUUCAUCACAUUCCCAGUGGGUCAGAAGUUUACAUACACUCAAUUAGUAUUUGGUAACAUUGCCUUUAAAUUGUUUAACUUGAAAAAUGUAUGCACUCACUAACUGUAAGUUGCUCUGGAUAAGAGCUUCUGCUAAAUGACAAAAAUGUAAAUGUAAAUGUCAAACGUUUCGGGUAGCCUUCCACAAGCUUCCCACAAUAAAUUGGGUGAAUUUUGGCCCAUUCCUCCUGACAGAGCUGGUGUAACUGAGUCAGGUUUUGUAGGCCUCCUUGCUCGCACACGCCUUUUCAGUUCUGCCCACAAAUGUUCUAUAGGAUUGAGGUCAGGGCUUUGUGAUGGCCACUCCAAUACCUUGACUUUGUUGUCCUUAAGCCAUUUUGCCACAACUUUGGAAGUAUGCUUGGGGUCAUUGUCCAUUUGGAAGACCCAUUUGCGACCAAGCCUUUAACUUCCUGACUGAUGUCUUGAGAUGUUGCUUCAAUAUAUCCACAUAAUUUUCCUUCCUGAUGAUGCCAUCUAUUUUGUGAAGUGCACCAGUCCCUCCUGCAGCAAAGCACCCCCACAGCAUGAUGCUGCCACCCCCGUGCUUCACGAUUGGGAUGGUGUUCUUCGGCUUGCAAGCUUUCCCUUUUUCCUCCAAACAUAAACGAUGGUCAUUAUGGCCAAACAGUUCUAUUUUUGUUUCAUCAGACCAGAGGACAUUUCUCCAAAAAGUACGAUCUUUGUCCCCAUGUGCAGUUGCAAACCGUAGUCUGGCUUUUUUAUGGCGGUUUUGGACCAGUGGCUUCUUCCUUGCUGAGCGGCCUUUCAGGUUAUGUCGAUAUAGGACUUGUUUUACUGUGGAUAUAGAUACUUUUAUACCUAUUUCCUCCAGCAUCUUCACAAGGUCCUUUGCUGCUGUUCUGGGAUUGAUUUGCACUUUUCGCACCAAAGUACGUUCAUCUCUAGGAGACAGAACACGUCUCCUUCCUGAACGGUAUGACGGCUGCGUGGUCCCAUGGUGUUUAUACUUGCGUACUAUUGUUUGUACAGAUGAACAUGGUACCUUCAGGUGUUUGGAAAUUGCUCCCAAGGAUGAACCAGACUUGUGGAUGUCUACAAUUGUUUUUCUGAGGUCUUGGCUGAUUUCUUUUGAUUUUCCCAGGAUGUCAAGCAAAGAGGCACUGAGUUUGAGGGUAGGCCUUGAAAUACAUCCACAGGUACACCUCCAAUUGACUCAAAUGAUGUCAAUUAGCCUAUCAGAAGCUUCUAAAGCCAUGACAUCAUUUUCUGGAAUGUUCCAAGCUGUUUAAAGGCACAGUCAACUUAGUGUAUGUAAACCUCUGACCCACUGGAAUUGUGAUACAGUGAAAUAAUCUGUCUGUAAACAAUUGUUGGAAAAAUGACUUGUGUCAUGCAGAAAGUAGAUGUCUUAACCGACUUGCCAAAACUAUAGUUUGUUAACAAGAAAUUUGUGGAGUGGUUGAAAAACAAGUUUUAAUGACUCCAAUCUAAGUGUAUGUAAGCUUCCGACUUCAACUGUAUACCAGUAUAUCUCUCACCAGCAUAUAUACCAGUAUAUCUCUCACCAGCAUAUAUACCAGUAUAUCUCUCACCAGCAUAUAUACCAGUAUAUCUCUCACCAGCACCAGAGGUAAUAGGGGGCGUAUUCAGACUCUUGUCAAUAUAUACAUUACUGCUCGACAGAAAUAGGGCUUCAUUGAACCAUUAAAUAGCAAUGAACAGAAGUUUAGACAUGCCACACAAUCACUGCAUGCCACCACCCUGCUAUGCUGAACAAAUUCCCACAACAUCCAUCUUCUCAAAAGCAGUUUGAUCUGUCAUGUUGCACUAAUGUAGAAAGUUAACACAAGCUGAAGUGUGAUGGUACAAUGCAUCUGAAAUGUCUUAGUUGUCUGUCCCAGUGGAGGUUGGUGGAGGGAGGAAUGGGAGGACAGGCUCAUUUUAAUGCUGUCCCUACUGAACCCCCCCCCCAAAGAAAUAGCAAUGUUGUUCCUUUCAGGUGGCCAUAGCGGGCGCUCCGGUGACGGUGUGGAUGGCGUACGACACGGGCUACACAGAGCGCUACAUGGACACCCCUGAUAACAACCAACAGGGCUACGAGGAGGGCUCCGUGGCGCUGCAUGUGGACAAGCUGCCCAGCGAGUCAGUCCCAUACUGUUUACUGCACUCUACACACUUGAACCAAUCUAAGAAAUAAGAAUAGCCUACUUAUCUACAGUGGGGGAAAAAAGUAUUUAGUCAGCCACCAAUUGUGCAAGUUCUCCCACUUAAAAAGAUGAGAGAGGCCUGUCAUUUUCAUCAUAGGUACACGUCAACUAUGACAGACAAAAUGGAGAAAAAAAAUCCAGAAAAUCACAUUGUAGGAUUUUUUUAUGAAUUUAUUUGCAAAUUAUGGUGGAAAAUAAGUAUUUGGUCAAUAACAAACGUUUCUCAAUACUUUGUUAUAUACCCUUUGUUGGCAAUGACACAGGUCAAACGUUUUCUGUAAGUCUCCACAACGUUUUCACACACUGUUGCUGGUAUUUUGGCCCAUUCCUCCAUGCAGAUCUCCUCGCUGGGCAACACAGACUUUCAACUCCCUCCAAAUAUUUUCUAUGGGGUUGAGAUCUGGAGACUGGCUAGGCCACUCCAGGACCUUGAAAUGCUUCUUACGAAGCCACUCCUUCGUUGCCCGGGCGGUGUGUUUGGGAUCAUUGUCAUGCUGAAUGACCCAGCCACGUUUCAUCUUCAAUGCCCUUGCUGAUGGAAGGAGGUUUUCACUCAAAAUCUCACGAUACAUGGCCCCAUUCAUUCUUUCCUUUACACGGAUCAGUCGUCCUGGUCCCUUUGCAGAAAAACAGCCCCAAAGCAUGAUGUUUCCACCCCCAUGCUUCACAGUAGGUAUGGUGUUCUUUGGAUGCAACUCAGCAUUCUUUGUCCUCCAAACACGACAAGUUGAGUUUUUACCAAAAAGUUCUAUUUUGGUUUCAUCUGACCAUAUGACAUUCUCCCAAUCCUCUUCUGGAUCAUCCAAAUGCACUCUAGCAAACUUCAGACGGGCCUGGACAUGUACUGGCUUAAGCAGGGGGACACGUCUGGCACUGCAGGAUUUGAGUCCCUGGCGGCGUAGUGUGUUACUGAUGGUAGGCUUUGUUACUUUGGUCCCAGCUCUCUGCAGGUCAUUCACUAGGUCCCCCCGUGUGGUUCUGGGAUUUUUGCUCACCGUUCUUGUGAUCAUUUUGACCCCACGGGGUGAGAUCUUGCGUGGAGCCCCAGUUCGAGGGAGAUUAUCAGUGGUCUUGUAUGUCUUCCAUUUCCUAAUAAUUGCUCCCACAGUUGAUUUCUUCAAACCAAGCUGCUUACCUAUUGCAGAUUCAGUCUUCCCAGCCUGGUGCAGGUCUACAAUUUUGUUUCUGGUGUCCUUUGACAGCUCUUUGGUCUUGGCCAUAGUGGAGUUUGGAGUGUGACUGUUUGAGGUUGUGGACAGGUGUCUUUUAUACUGAUAACAAGUUCAAACAGGUGCCAUUAAUACAGGUAACGAGUGGAGGACAGAGGAGCCUCUUAAAGAAGAAGUUACAGGUCUGUGAGAGCCAGACAUCUUGCUUGUUUGUAGGUGACCAAAUACUUAUUUUCCACCAUAAUUUGCAAAUCAAUUCAUUAAAAAUCCUACAAUGUGAUUUUCUGGAUUUUCUUUUCUCAAUUUGUCUGUCAUAGUUGACGUGUACCUAUGAUGAAAAUUACAGGCCUCUCUCAUCUUUUUAAGUGGGAGAACUUGCACAAUUGGUGGCUGACUAAAUACUUUUUUUCCCCACUGUAUAUUUAUAUAGUGUAGAUGAAGGUACAAUGUUGUGGUCAGUUCUAUUUUCUAUUUUAUUGGUCAUUGUUGGAUAACAGGCAUGGGUUUUGAGCAACAACAAAAAACGUAUUUGUAUUUUGGGUGUUUCUCAGGACAGAUGGGAUGUUGUUAUUGAGUUUCACCAUAAACAUUUCUAUCUGUAUAAUACAUUAACAUAACAGGAUAUACUUACUGUAGUGUAGUAUAUAAAAAAAGAAGGGGAACAUGAAAAUUGAACCUGUUUUAGUUUCAUGUGGUUUCUGUCUGUUUCCAUCCUUUUGAAACCCUCUCCUUGUCCUCCCAGGCCAAACCGCUUGCUGAUUUUACAUGGAUUCCUUGAUGAGAAUGUUCACUUUUUCCAUACCAACUUCCUGGUGUCACAAAUAAUCCGCGCUGGGAAGCCAUAUCAGCUACAGGCUAGUAUUUUGCUUUUUACAACAUUACUAAUGUGUUGUUCACAUUUCUAAAUCAGUGUUAAAGGCAUGUUAUGGGUAACAGUCACCCCUAUUGAUAUAGGUUUUCUCCAACAUGGACAUUGUUUGCACAAUUAGAGAAAAAUACUCUUCCAUGUGCUUUCAGUGGGGCCCAGAAGAGGACUGGUAUGUUCCUGUAUAGCAUGAAGCUAGUUAUUGUACAGUGGAUCUUAGCCAAUACUUUAAUGGACAAUGACUUUAAUGGACAAUGACUUUAAUGGACAACUCUUUCGUUUGAAUGGGUUUCAGGGAAUAUUGCGUUUUCAGAAAAUUAGUGGUUGAUUUUCCUCUGUUGUUUUGCAGGUCUACCCCAAUGAGCGACACAGUAUUCGCUGCCCAGAGUCAGGAGAACACUAUGAGAUCAUGCUGCUGCACUUUCUACAACAAUACCUCUGAAACC